Diorhabda sublineata is the source of this 17018-nucleotide messenger RNA. RefSeq names its product tyrosine-protein phosphatase 69D (gene Ptp69D). The transcript has 11 exons. Bases 195 to 4478 code for a protein of 1427 amino acids. The record is from RefSeq and is a predicted model, not a curated record. Gene Ontology annotation, biological process: protein dephosphorylation. Lineage: Eukaryota; Metazoa; Arthropoda; Insecta; Coleoptera; Chrysomelidae. Gene Ontology annotation, molecular function: protein tyrosine phosphatase activity; protein binding.
AUCUAUACCAAAAUUCAAUAUGGUUCCUACACAAACAAAGUAGUCGGCAAAUUGUUUUACAAUUCAAAUAUGUAUUGUGAUUUUAAUGAUAGUACAUAAGAAAUGAAGUUAUUCGUAGUUACGUACCUCGAUUAUUAGUGAUUUCUAAUCAUAGUAUACAGUGGAUAAUCGUCAGAGACUAAAUUUGAGGCGCCAUGAUAUGCCAAGCCCAUUAUCCCUAUGUAUUACUACUUUUUUAUUUAUUUCUGACAUAUCGAAUAGUAAGAAGUAAUCCUCUAGAUGAAGAAGAUAAGGAUUUAAAUAUUACUGUGGAAGUACUUAAACAUGAAUUACCGAAUCAGUUGCCAUUGGGUGACAAUAUUACAAUUAUUUGUAAAACCAAAUGGAUGUCAAGUAUAAUAAUGUGGACUUUUAAUGACAAAAAUGUGUCAGAACAAGCAGGCUUCAAAUUGGAAAUGGAAAGUGAGAACAUUAACAAGGAAUCUGGUAACAAAUUUGAAGUAUCCAUUUUACACAUUAUAGGGAUCGAUUUUAACCAUGUAGGCAGUUAUAAAUGCCAUGCUAUUUUAAAAAGAAAUGAAAGUGAUGUUGACCUAGACUUUCGUCAAAUUUUCCUGAAUGUAACAUUACCUUCUGAAAUAGUACAAAUAUCAAAACCUACCUAUACAAAGAUGCAUGAAACAGUAGAAAUAUACAGUGUAGUACAAGGAUACCCUAUUGAAGAAAUCAAAUGGCUGAAAGAUAAUGAACCCUUAACAGAUUUCAAAUGGGACAUUAAAGAUAUCAAUAUUACACAUAAAAAUACAACAUUGAAAUUUGAUGUUUCUAAAAAAGAUAAUGGAACUUACACUUGUGUAGUAACUACACCAACCUCACAAGCUAGAAAUUCUACAGAUGUUUUGGUCCUUGACAAACCACAAAUAACUCUAGAUUUUAUCAAACCAAUUGGCAUAAACAAAAUCUAUUUUAACUGGACUGUGAAUGAUGGCAACAGCCCAAAUAAUUUAACUUAUACAAUAAAAUAUAAAUCUGAAGAUGAUAAAGAAUGGAUAUAUUAUCAAACCAUGAUAAAUGCUAGUAGCACAUCUUUAGUGCUUACAGUAAGAAACACUUCUGGAACACCAAAUAAAAAUUCGUCUUAUACUGUGAAGAUUAUGGCAGCUAAUUCACAAGGAGAAAGUAUGUACUCAACCAGCAAUCUGGUGCAGCUAUUAGAUGAAGAACCAAUAGUUGUUCCACAAGUUACUGUUAUUGGAGUUACAUCCAGUUCAAUCACAAUUAAAUGGACUCCACCACCAAAUAAAUUCAAAGAUCAUAUUCACUACUAUCAAUUAAUCCUUAAAACAUACAAUACUUCAGAAAAAUUCGAAGCUGUCCAACCAGCCAUUAAAGACUAUAUUUAUAUGUUUUCUGAUCUGACAUCUGCCACUACUUAUACUUUCCAAGUAGCAGCUUGUAGCGACUAUAGCAAAGAGUGUGGACCAUUUUCAAAAAUUGUGAAUGGUACUACUAUGGAUGGUAUUGCGGGUCCUCCUUCUAAUGCUUCUAUUGAAUGCAGAUUUGACAAUAUCAGCCACACAAAUUUUGUGUCUGUAUCAUGGCAACCACCAACACAUCCUCAUGGAACCAUCAUGUCAUACAGUGUUACUUUGGAAGGCUCUGCAGUUUUUAUAAAUGAUCAAGGUCAAUUUGAAAAUAUAACAUGGGGACCAAAGUCUACCAGUAUCCAGGAAAUUACACUAAAUACCCGUUUCUAUAAUGUAUCAGCAAAUACAAACUAUACAGUAAGAAUAUCUGGGGUGACUCGUUUGAGAAAAAAUGGAAUACCUGUAACAUUGAAUUGCACUAUGCCCCCAACAUUACCAGACAAACAGAAGCUUGCUAGAUUACAUUGGAAAAAGAUGGAAGAACAAGGAAAAUGGAUUUUUAAAUUAUUUAUGCCAAGAGUUUCUGAAAGGAAUGGACCGAUAUGUUGUUACCGAAUUUAUUUGGUUAGAAUGGAAUCACAGCAAAAAUUAUCCGAUUUAGCUAAUCCUGAAGACUUAACAAUUAUGUCAUAUCAAGAAGCUCAUAGAACCCCAAGAGGAGGAGCUUAUGUUGCAGAAAUGUUUACGAGCUCUGCUUUUCACAACGAAGUAUUCUUGGGUGAUGAGCAGGUCUACAAUUCAACAAAUUCUCUUUGUGAUAAAUGUAUUGGUUUACGACCUUACAAUACCCCUAGAGAAGAUAAAAUGAAAAAUGCAACAAAUUUAGUUAACAGAGUAAGAAGAAACGAAAUUCUCUCCGAUCCUCUGCCACCAUUUGAUGGAAAUCUUGAUAUUAACAGUAAUUAUACAGGAUUUGUAGAAAUUAUAGUACAUGGGGACUAUCAACCAAUAUUUCUGGCAGCAUACAGCAACUAUUUAGACAUGAUGAAUCCUGGACCAGAAGUAGUUGCAGCACCAGCUGUAGGAGCUCUAAGCCUUAUUGUACAAAUUCUAUGUGGAUUGGUGGUUGUUAUACUUGUGCUCUUGGGUGCAUUAUGUAUUUUACACAGAUAUACAAAGCAAGCACAUGCUCAAGCUGUUGAAAUGAUCACUUUCAGAACAUCAUUGAGGAGCCUCAGGGGACGACAGCGAUUGGUAUCAUUGAAUCCACCUGACAUGUGUCCUAUCACUAAAUCUGAUUUGGUUUCGGCAUACAUCGAACAUCAUCGAGAUUCUGACUACGGAUUUCAGCAAGAAUUCGAAUUACUUCCUGAUAGAUUUUCUGACAGAACUACCAGAGCAUCUGAUACUAGAGAAAAUGUUUAUAAAAAUAGGUAUCCCGAUAUAAAAGCCUAUGAUCAAACUAGAGUUAAGUUGGCACAAGUGGAUAGUAUUGCUGGUUCAGACUACAUAAACGCAAACUAUGUUAUGGGAUAUAAAGAAAGGAAGAAAUUUAUUUGUGCACAAGGACCUAUGGAUACAACUGUCAACGAAUUUUGGCGUAUGAUUUGGGAACAGCAUUUAGAACUGAUUCUUAUGCUUACUAAUCUCGAAGAAUACAGCAAAACGAAAUGUAGCAAAUACUGGCCUGAUAAGACUGAUGGUGAUAAAAUUUUCGGAGAUAUAACUGUUACGCACAUACAAGAAAACAGAUACUCUGAUUAUAUAGUGAGGGAAUUAAAAAUAAUGAGAACUAGCAAUGGAAAAGAACUAGAAGAGAGGAAUAUAACCCAAUAUCAUUACCUGGUUUGGAAGGAUUUUAUGGCUCCUGAGCAUCCUAAUGGUAUCAUUAAGUUCAUUAAAAGGGUUAAUGAAGCUUACUCUGUUGAAAAGGGUAGUAUUUUGGUUCAUUGUAGCGCAGGUGUUGGUAGAACUGGCACUUUGGUUGCACUGGAUUGUUUACUGAACCAAUUAAAAGAAGAGGGACAUGUUUCUAUUUUCAAUACUAUUUGCGAUUUAAGGCACCAGAGGAACUUCUUAGUCCAAUCUUUGAAACAAUAUAUUUUCAUCUACCGCGCUCUUAUGGAAGUUGCACAAUAUGGUGAUACAGAAAUAAAUGCCAACGAGUUGAAAAGUACAUUGGACAAAUUAAGACAGUGUGAUAAUGGCAAAACCAAAUGUAAAUUAGAAGAAGAAUUUGAAAAUAUAAUAAAUGCUUUUGAAGACAGAAAGUCAUGUUCUGUAGCAAGUGGGGAAGAAAAUAGAGAAAAAAAUAGAUGCGAUAGUAUCAUUCCAUAUGAUAGAAAUAGAGUAAUACUUACGCCUUUAACAGGCAAAGAACAUUCCACAUAUAUUAACGCUUCCUUUAUUGAAGGGUAUGAUAAUAGUGAAUCUUUUAUAAUUACACAAGAUCCAAUUGAAGGAACAAUCAAUGAUUUUUGGCGAAUGGUUUCUGAACAAGGAAUUAGUGUUAUAGUUAUGAUUUCUGAACUUGGUGAAGGAAAAUGUCCAAGAUAUUGGCCGGAAGAAGAAGCACAUUAUGAUCAUAUUCACGUUAGAUAUAUUCAAGCAGAAAGUUGUCCUUAUUACACAAGGAGAGAAAUGAUCAUUAGAAGUAGGGAUGGAGAAGAUCAGAAAGUUACUCACUUACAAUAUCAUGGAUGGCCCACUGUGGAUGGAGAGAACCUCACACGUCUCCUCUUGCCGCCAAUUUUCACCAUUAAUUUCACAUUCCUGCAACAGGAUGCUUCCAUUGCGACUUCUUUCCAGGUACCUGAAGUGACAAGAGGACUUAUUGAACUUGUAGACUUUUCCCAGACAGUUUUAGUGAAAAACGGUUGUUCUCCUUCAAUGGUUGUUCAUUGUAAUUUAGGAUCAGACAGAAGUUCAAUGUUCGUUGGGCUCAGUAUACUUGUACAACAACUCAGAACUGAAAGAAGAGUUGAUGUUUUUACAGUGACAAGGAAAUUAAGAUCACAGAGACAAGCCAUGAUAAAUUCAUAUGCACAGUAUGAAUUCCUCCAUCGAGCAAUUGUAAAUUAUGCAGAACUUCACGGACUUUGUGAAAUAUAAAUGUUGAAUAAGAUUUGGUGCCAUAUAUAACUUCUAUAUUUCAUUCCAAAAUACCAUUAUUGGUCUCACUGAUAUUUAAGUAUUUUUAUAUAAGUAAUUUAUAUAUUCUAGGGACAAUGUAAAUUAGUUUUGAAACAUUUAAUUCCUAGUUGAAAGCCAAAUUAUGUUGUUUAAAACCAAAGGCAUUUGAAUGUAAGAAUUAUUUUGAGCAAUAACCUAUUUUUCAAAGACUUGAAUUUUUCAGCUUUUGCUCAAAAACUGCACUGCCAUAUUUAUUUCAAAAAUAUCUCUGAAAUAUUAUUGUUUCAUUGGGUAUAAAUAUAUUAUUGAUUUAUUAGAACUAAACAUAAAUACAGCUCUUCAAAUUAUUAUUCAAAUUUGUGUAGCAUCAAAAGUUUGCUUUAUGAAGGCAUUAUCAAAUCAAUUUUAUACUUCCUGAUACAUUGAACCAUCAAAUUUCAAAUUUAACAGGAAGAUCACAAAGUUGAAAUCCAAUUUUGCUUUUUGUUUAGAGAGCCAUUGGCCUCAGUGUUCCUUAUUCCAAUACACUUCAUUUUUUUAAUCUCAGAUUCUUUGAGUAUUUUAAUAGUGACCAGUUAAUAUUCUUGCAAUCAUUUAUGUAUAAUAAUAAUUAUUAUGAAUCAUUUAUUAUUUACCAGUGAUAACAAAAUAAUAAUAUAUUACAUAGGAAGGUAGAUUGACCAAUUCUUCAACAUUAACCAAAAGGCAAAACCUCGUAUUUUUUUGUCCUGCAUCGAUUUGUAUAAAAAUUUGGAAUUUUGCUGAUUUCACCCCCUAGUUCAAUUUCUAUGUGCCGUUGUACGCUUUUUGUUUUUUAAGAGUGAAAACUACCACUAAUUGUAAAAAAUUAUGAAAAAACAUUUGAAACCUCAACAUGGGUAAAAUUUGAUUAGUUAAAUAAGAAUUGUUUUGUGCUGCAGGAUACAAUUUCAUAAUAUUUCAACCCUUAAUAACAUAGCAAUUUUUAUAAUUUAAUUGAUCUAAAUAGAAAAAAAAUUAAUUGACAUGCGUUAACAUACAGUCACGCAUCACAUACAACGAAAUUUACAAACCUGGCUCAUUAAUUUUAUUUUCAUCAAAAUCGAUGUCGUCUUCAUCCUCCUCAAUUACUGAUGUACUAUUAUUGCAGUCUUCACCCGAGCACCCAAAACAAGUGGAAUUGCAGUACAAUCCAAGUUUUCUGCACUCGUAUAAAGUGCCGCACCCCUUUUUGCAUUAUUAAAAAAUCAUUUUUAAAAGUUCAUCGGGUUCAGGCGGUUUGUUCAUUCCUAAGGGGUCUAAUAAACCUUCAUUAAAAUGCCACCCCCUAUUUGUUGCUCGAAUGUUUUUAUUUCCAAGCCACUCUUGAAUUUGGUAAUAGCAUUUUUUUGUGUGCUCGUCUUAGGCAUCAACAGUGAGCAGAGCAGUUGCUUCACUGCAUUGUUUUUUGUUGAGGUUUUGAUGAAAUGCUCAUACCCCAUCUGCUCGAGAAAAGCUUUCAGAUUUUUCACUUUUUUUAACUUGUUUAGCUGCAUGCAGUCACAUGAGGAAAUGUUUCUUCUUCUCUGUUUUUCGUUUUGAGUAGAGAAAGUGGAACAUAUAACGCCAAAUAUACCGGUUAUGUAAAUUACUAUGCUCCGAAGCGGGGUAUUUGAAUUUUUUGAAAAAAAAAAUUGAUUGGCUUUAUAAAAAUAGCUCCCUGAUUUUUAAUGAUUGAAAGUUUUUUGUGGGCCUUUUCAAGGGCUAAAAGACUGUGAGAAUUAAAUUCCUUAAUAUCCCGUAAAGGGCUCGAAUGAGGUGGCGUUCACUCGUAAAUUGACGUUUUUAAUUGCUAUAUCUCGCCAAAUAUUCACUGUGUACAAAAUCUACACACAGAAAAAUAUUUUAAUCGUUAAAAAAGCUACAAUUUAGUAUUUAUUAUUUUUAUCGUAUCUCCAGAAUUUUUGGAAAUAUUUUGGAGUAAAGGGUGAAAAAUAUGAAAUUGCAAAAAAAUCGUUUGCUCCAAGUUUUCUAAAAUUACGCAUUUUGAAUUUGUUAAACUUAUUGAGUGUAUUGAUAAUACAUAUAUAAAGAGUAUCACAUUAGGGUGAACAUCUAUUUUUAUUAAGGGGGUAGUUAGGGCGUUGUAUAUAGAAAAAAUCUGGAAGCUCUAAUUAUACAAUUUAAAAAAUAUUCUAUGAAUUUUUCUUGAAAAAUGCAAAGUUUUCCCGUCAUAUGGCUUUGAUCUUUCAUAUUAUGCAUUCAAAGUUAAAAACUAAACAUUAACAUAUCGUAUCUAGGUGCGUGUUGGUCGUAGAAAAAUUAUAAAAAAAUUGAUUUUGUUUGUUUUUUUAAAGCUACAAGUUUGCUCUGUACAGUUUUUUUUGGCAAAAAGCAAAUUUUUCGAGUUAUUCGGGAAAAAAUCUUUUAAAAUGUCGACUUUUUCGUCGAAAAACUGUUACUCUUAAGCGUAAUUAACUCGAAAAAUAUUAGUUUUGCGAAGAAAACAUAAAGAACAUUUUUUGUUGUGGCAACCACCCCCAAGGUUAUAGCGUAUGGUGGUAUGAUAUAGAAAAUUAUCUUUGGACUAUUCCCACCUUCUGCGAAAAUUUCAAGUAAAUCCAGACAGGACGAAAAAAUUGCGAGCCAAAAUGCUUCAUUUCUUGGACUAAUUCCUCCAUCUCGAAUUUAAGUUGUGGAUGUUUGUUCUAUAGGUAAUUCUUGUGACGGAUGUUCCAUAUCACAGACGGAUGUUCCGUCUCCCAGACGGAAUUUUUGUGCAUUUAUUCACUCAAUCUCACUUUUUUUUAUUAAUUACCACAUAACGCAGUUCAUAGGUAAAUAUCACAAAAAAAUAACUAAUUAAAGGAAAUCUUUUAACAAAUAUUUAACAUAUGUAAUUACUAUUAUUCAAAUAUAAAAACUAUAGUAAACUGAAGCCAAAUAUCAAAAAGAAGUAAUUGAAAUGAAGAGGAAACAUGAGCUAUUACUAUCAGUCAAAUACAAGAAAACUUACUUAGAGAUCAGUGAAAAGCAGGAAUAUCCAGUGUUAGUCAAGAGUAGGGUUAGACUGACGCGCAUACAAAAACCUACCCUUUUACUCGCUCCCUAUCGAGAUCUAGUACCAAAUCUGUAAUUUAUAUCCGUCUAAAGGGUUGAUGUACCGUUUGGAGGGUUAAAGAAGAGUUCUGAGUUUUUUUAAUUCUAUAUCAUUUUUGUCUAAGCAUGGCCAAUAUACCACAUCGCAGUGAUUGAAAUGUGAAUAAUCACACAGAAUUUUCUUCAUGUCAAUUCUCACUAAGAUUGAGACAUUUCUCUUAAAUAUUACCUUUUACAAUUUCUAGUAGCUGGUUUUACAUAAAAAGUUGAUAUCCCUUAGUUAAAUGGGAAUUCAUUAGCAUCUGCUCCUGUAUAUUCAGGAAUCGUAUGGUUUCCUCAUUGUUAUUCUCAAGUUAAAAUUUAAUUUAAUUUUUCUAGUCAUUCCUAAACUAUUUUAGUACUGAUAUAGUUAUGAAGUGGUUAUAGUUUUUAUUUGAAUUUGAAUAUAAAUAAUUCAUUUGCGAGUAGUGCGUAAUGUCAUAUGUAUAUGUAUAUUUUAUUCAAUUUGUCUUAUAGUUUGCAUUAAAUAUAAGCUCAAAUAAACUAAUAAUGAAAUAAAAUAUUUUAUCUUACAAAAAAAUUAAGGAAUGUCAUUCAGUUGAAUUUGAAUCAAAUCUGUAUUAUUAAUUUCAGAGAUAUUUAAUAUUUUCCCAUUUUUAUAAUGCUCUCUAAAAUUUUGUUUUGCUUUUUUCGAACAUAUACGAUUUAAAACACUAAUACAGUGAUAAUUAGAGUCUCUUAGGUUGUCACAAUUUUAGAAAUAAUAUUGUUUAUACUUUUUUUACAAAGCGUCCUAAAUAUCUGCUCACUAGUACGAAAAAUAACUAAUAUACAACAUUUACAUAUUUUGGAUAUUGUGAACUAUAUAUUUUAUAAGAUAGAAAAAUUUUUCUUUCAUUAUAUACUUUAUAAACCUUUAAACCCUAUAAAUAUACAACCUACAUUAGAUUAUAUAGAGAAAACACAAUUACAAUGGUGUGGACACUUACAACGUAUGAAUGAAGAACGACCUUUUAAAAAAUAUGGAAAGCGAAAAUUGAAGAGGUAUUGAAUGACCAAAGGGCUCAGAUUAGGAAUGAAUGUAAAAAAUGUUCACAAACAUAACCAUUAAUACCCUACACCACUAAGUGGUAGAGGUUGUUACAAAUUAUAUAUGUAUAUAUAUUUUUUGAAGACUGAAAUUUAGAAAAUAUAUGCGAACAGAACAACUGCAAUGAUAAAUGUUUUUCUGGAAAUGUGUGAGAUGUAUUAAAAAAGCAGGUAUUUCUACCAUUCCAUGAAGUCGCAAAUACUCUUCUCAUAGCUCAGAGCAAUGUAAUUAGAAUUACCACGAAAGUUUAAGCUGCUCAAACAAGUUGAACAAUAUUUUCAUUAUAUUACAUUUCAAGUAAUGAAUUUUUCUUUUAUUCUACUAAAAUGAAGUUUUCAAAUAAUUGUUUCUAACUAGUAAAUUCUAGUAUUUCUCAGUCAAAACUAGUAUUUGUUUGUCAAAAAUGUAAAAAAAAACUAGCUUUAACGCUAAGAAUACUAGUCAACACUAGUUUUGACUACCAAAAUUAGUUUAAAUGUAAAAGGUUUGUGAAAACUAGUUUUCCCUAGUCAAAACUAGAAUUAACUGAAAACGGGUUUGGGUUUAGGUUAGGUAUAAGUAUAGGUGAAAUACUGAAUUCAUCAAGUAGAUGAUACUAAGCAACGUUUUUUAAAAAUAAUAAUUGGUUAUAAAAGAAUCGUAUCAACUUGGUGAAUAUAUUACUUAUAAUAACUAAAAUAUGUGAAUAAACUUCCGGUAUAUUUUGGACGUGCUGUAGAUAUAUUUAUACAAUUGUUAGUACCAGAGAGCUUGUACUUUCAAUGAAUUCACGGUGUUAGUGUUGUUUGCAGCUUUAACCUGAUAUCUGCACAAUAUCUGUUCAAAUUUUCAAAAAUACCUAGUGUCUCAUAAAAAAUAACUUCUUUAAAAAUAGCUUUGUAGAAUAUUAAUGAUCGACAUAUCUAUAAAUUUAAGAGAUAGUUUUUAAGAAUAUGGUUACUUUUAAUUUUGCACCUUGAUCUGAAAUUUUUUACAAAGCACGGCUACUGAAGGUGAUGAUAAUUUUUGAUUUUCAUAUUUAAUAAGCAGCGCAAAGAUCCCAACUUUUUCUGUUGUUACUGCUAGGCUUUCUUUUUAGUGAGACAUUUGUAUUUUUGGAUGGAGUGAUUCACUUUUUAAUAAACCACCAAAGUUUUUUAAAUAUUCACUUUAUAAGCAUCUAAAAAAUCUUGCUUUAUAUUAUUUUUUAAUGAGUGAAAUUCACUGGUUUAUGACCUUUUAAUUAAUGUAUGUUGUGCAGAUAAUAUUUUAAGUAUUUGUUUUUGUGAUUUACAUAAUUUUAUCCGAUUAACAAUUCAUACCAGUGCAGCUUUAUAUUUUUGUAGUUUCAGUGAGUUUGUUGUAGUUUAUAAUUGAAUAGUGCUAAUAAAAAACUUUAUUUCUAUAACGUUUCAGAGGUGAGUACUAUUCAAUAUGCCCCAUUAGUGGUGACAUCGCAUUGUCAUUUUUAAAGAGGCCACCACACAUUAUACGAUUCAUCUUACUACAUGUCCUACGACAGCAACUUGAUACUACCGAUGGAACGACAGAUCGGAUUCGCCUUUGUCCACUAACUUAAACUACUCUUUGGUUUUUAGUUAAGAUUAUGGCUUAGUCGCACAAAUAUUUUUAGGAACCGUAGAUAUAUUUCGACAGGGGAGCGUCUCCUAAGUCGAACGACAUAAAACAUUUUGUAGGAAACGACCCCUUAAUAAGUUAUAGCCAAUUAUAUAUCCUCUUAUAACCCCAUGGCAAAUUUUAAUAUGCAGUAAAAUUGAUAGGUGGCGUAUCUGCAUAUGGUCCACACAACGAUAAUAUAACCUAACCUUAAAUAUAUUAAUGAAAUAAAAAUAUAAAAGCGGUGGCAAAAUUAAAUUUAUUCAACAUGAGAAAGGCCCAAUAUAAUUAAAUUCGAAAAUCUGUAUAUUCGCGACAGAUGGCAGAAAGCAAGGUCUUGAAAGGGUCGCGCUAUUCUUUGCGAUUACAUUGCCGCCAGAGAUACUCACAAAUGUGUGUGGGGAGCAAAGGAACAUGACGUCCGUGGACGAAGCCUUUUACUGGUCGCCACUGAGCCUCAGUGUGAACUCCGGUGUUGGCUAAAAAAUAGUAUUAGCAUAGAGAAAAACUAUUACUCUUUUAUACUUACUGACAAACAGCUCUCUAUGAUUAACUGCUUCGAGAAAAAAGCUGUGUGAAGAAAGGCUGCAGUAUCCAUUGCAACUGUAUGUCUAAAUUGUCGAGCCAGGCGCGACGUGCUUCUCGAUUAUAGAAGUAAACGUGGCAGCACUGCGGCAGUUUUCAAGGCAGAGAAUCAUACGAAAGUCUUAGAUUUCUUCUGAACUAAUGCUUAGAACCCAAUGCCCUUCAACUAAGCGGCCUCGGUUCUUUUCGCGCUUACCAAAUUUGCACAUUAAUACCUGGACCGGCAAUCUUGCCAUGUGAAUAUUGUUCAGUUGAAAAAGUCUCAAUGACCAUUUCUCGCACAAAUCGAUAACUAAAAAAAUACAGUUUUAUUAAAAAACAAUUCUAAUAGGCUGAUUUGCAAGUGAGCUAUGGUUAGAUUAGGUUAAGCAUAGUGCGUUCAGAUGGUGGCAAUGUCAUGUCAACGCACUCAUCUCUGACCCGGUCAUAGCUUACAUCAUGAGUAAAUCCAUAGAGCAACCAAAAAAGUACAACUCUAAUAAUUAAAAGUAGACGAGACUCCUCAAACCAAGUAUCCUUAGCCAUGCCUCGACUUCCACGGACUGAACGUCCCCGUGAGCAAUAAAACACUCCAAAACCAUGCUGGACAGUGCUGACUUCCAUCCCUAUUCGAUGGCGGCCACAGUGCUUUUCUAUAGACACCAGGCCUUGUUAUUGUACCUACAAAAGAGCCGCAUCUUUAGUGAAGGAUAGGUUGCGCUAGCUCUAGAUAGGUACAUAUGGAUCCAUGUUCUAAAGUAUAUGAAAUAGUUAAAAAUAAGUAUAAUUUGGAGCAAUAAACAAAAACUUUAAAAAGAAAAAAAGCGACCAUUUUAUUUGACUGCUAGUGGUAGCAAAAAAGGAUAGAGUGCAUGCGCUGUUCUCAACGCCACCUAUCGAUUGUACUGUAUAUUAAAAUUUCCCAUAGGAUUAUAGAGAGAUGAAUAAUUGUCUAUAACUGAAUAAGGUGUCGUUUCCUAAAAAACGCUUAUUCCGUUCGAUUCAGGAGACGGUCCCUGAAAAUAUUUGGGUCAAUAAACCGAAGUUGUGCCGGUUUAUGUUGUAUACCUACAAGUCGUUUUGCACUAAUUUUAAUUUUCUUGCGUUCAUGAUGGCAUCGAAUUUAUGAGAAGAGACAUUAGCUAUAAUUGUUAUAUGAUGAAGAACAGUCCAAAAAAAAAGAAAAUAGACUUAUUAUGUAAACUAAGUACUAAUGAACCAUGACUACAAAAUAUAAACAAAAAACCUGUUCGUUCAUUUUUACUUACUUUUUUGAAUUCAUGUCCGAAAGCAAGUUAUUAAUUUUCUUUUUCAAAAAUGCCAAAGAAGCAUCUCCUUUGAUUUCUUAUAAGCUUUCAUGAAGAAUUUCAUAACUGGCUCUUGUUUUAUGUUUAUUUAGGUAUUCGUUAUUUUUAACAUCCCACAGACAUGUUUGGUUACGAUGCAUUUCCGUAGAAAACUUUCCAGUAUUAUUCAUUUUUAUCAAAAUUUUAUAUAUUUUCAACGAAAAAGGGUCAAUCCAUUUGAAGUGAUCCAAUAAAAAAUUUUUUGGUUGCUUGACCAUUUGUUAUUUUGACAAAUUUUUUAUGUUAUUUUUUUUAUUUUUAUGUUAUUGCCCUUUAAAUUAUAACCUCAAAACAAUUUUUUAGUAUGGAUCUUAAGCUUAAAUUAUGAAAUUUUGAAUUUAAGAAUCUAGUGAGGACAUUUAAUUAAAAGUUACAAUUUGUAGAAGACUAAUAAAUAGUUUUAUUGAUUACAUAAAUGGAAAUAGAGUUUGUGUUUGGUGAUACACUUAAGUUGUUCUUUAUGCUAAGUGUCCAUUCAAAAUCAUACUAAUCUCCUCCGAUAGUUUUUAGCGGAUGAGACUUCUUGAAUGCUAAAUACAAUUCAUUCAGAUUACAUAGAAACAAAUGCUUUUGUUUUUCUAUUUUAUAUUCAUUAAUGACCACUUUGGUACAAUCUUUUUUACCUGGACAUAUUCUACUAUUUUCAUCGUUUUAAAAAACUUUACAACUUUCUCUAUUGUUUCAUCACUUACACCUACACUUUUCUUUUUACUCAAUGUUGUAAUUUACCUUAUUCUUCAACUAAACUUCGGCUUAAUCUAAUGAGACGUUUUGAUUUAUUAGAAAUCUUUUCUCUUGACUAUUUAUUAGGGAGCAAGCUGAUGAUUUUUACUUGUUCCUCUUUAGAUAAGAUUGAAUACUUAUGUUUAAAUUUGUCAAUUAAAUCAAAAUAGUUAUUGUCCAACACAGCUUUUUGAAGUUCCGGGUCACUGCUACUGUGAUUAACUUGUGACGAAAUAUGAAUGAAAAUUUUGUCGUAAUUUUUCAUUAAUACAAUGAAUUUUUGACUCAUUCGCAGCUUUUAUUUUUCCAGAACUUAAUUUUGUUAUUUUAGAAGCUGGAGGCACUUCUAGUAGAGAACAAGCAGAAUAUAUUUGUUGUACAAUAACCUCUUCAGGUUAACAUCAUCAUGGAGAGAACUUAACAUUAAGGCUUUUGGCUUUGUGACCAAAUCAAAGAACUUUGCAUAACAAUUUCGAAAAAGAGAUUUCCCUGGAAUUAUUUCAUCAUGACAAUUGGUUUUUAUGAAAGACAAAUGAUCAAGCUUUAUUUCUCUUAAAUCUGUAGAGUUUCAUUUCUUUGCACUUUCAAUGGAACCAAGCAAUAUUUUCCAAACAAAUGGUUAGGUAUAUUUAACUAGGUACUUUUUUUGUAUGAUACUCACAAACCAAAGUAAUAGCAUUAUUACGUACUCUACAUUUCAAAAGUUGUUGUUCAGUAGGAUCAAAAGUAUUUAAAGGAACAUUAGACACCAAACCAUAACAGGGUUUAUGGCACACUUCAUUGACAGUUUUUCCAACACAACAUUGUUCAUCCAUUUCAUCAAUGAAAAAUUCUGUUAUAUUUAACACAAAAAUUAAACACACGAGAGAGAGAACUAUGACACUGCUGUCUAACAUUCACACUGUAAGAAAGAUAAUCACUGACUGAGAGCUCCCAGUUACCACAGUGCAAGGAUCAUGUCUUAACAGGAACUAAUUAUGUUGUGACUGUUUAGUCACGAGUCUUGCUAUUGCUUGUUUUUUUAUUUCAAUAUAUAAAUAAAUGAUUAUAGACUGUCUAAUUUAUAUUUAUGUAUCAAAUUGGUACUGUACCUAUUAUAUUUAAUUGAAUUAUACCAAAAUAAUUAUUUUUAAGACUAAUCAUCGUUUUUGAUUUAUUUUAAGUUAAAUUAUAGUGUAUUUUACAUAUAUUCCAGUACCUGGGUAUAUACUGAUAACUUUAAUUUCGAACUGAGAUGAAGCUAUACAUUUUUUAACAAGUUUACUAUAAUAUAAUUAUUUGUAAAAAGUAGGUUUUAUAAAAAUCGAGAGAUAAAAACUGGCGCGUAAGUUCAAAUUUUCUUUAAAUUCAAAAUUUCAUAACUUGGCUUAAGAUCAAAUACCAAGAUUGAAAUUUCUGCUGUAUGUUGCUAGCAUAGCAUAUGAGUACAUCACAUAUAUGAAAAUUGAUUUUUUUUAUCUGGCCCCACCAGAAAUGUUGAGCCUCAAACUUUGAAAAAAUAGAAAAAUUUUGUUUUUUAAAAAUUUAUAAAAAAUUAUUACUUUAGACUUCAUAUUCUGUCAUAUAUGAGUAUUUUACAAUAUUUUAUAGUAUAGAAGUCAUUAGCUGUGGGAUUUGAUUCCUUCUUUGUAAAACUAGGCCUUUAAAAAGCUAGCUCUAUUCUGUACAAAGAUAUUCAAUUUACCAUUAAUGCUUGCAAAGCUCAAAAAUACCGUGCGCGGCUUGAUAAAAUUGGCGGUCUCUCCCAGAAAGAGCUAGAUAAAAAAUUGUUGUAAGGUUCUAAUUAUAAGGGUAAUAAUAUUAUCAAAAUAAAAAAUAGUUAAGCAACCCUCAUUGGAUCACUUCAAAUGGAUUGACCUGUAAACAAUCUAUCUUCAACAUAUUAGCGCUAUCAAAGCUUUCGUACUACAGAUUUUAUGCAUGAUUUAUUUUCGUAAAAUACGACCCCAUGUUACUACAAGUUGCAUUACAAAGCCAGUAACUUUAUAAAUCGUAUAAUGUGUGGCCCAUUCCGGGUAUCCAUGUUCCAAACAAAAUAAACUUUUACACUUGACUUUCUAAGGGCAUAUUCAAGUUGAGAACUGUUAUUGGAUUCAGAUUAUCUUUUGAAAUGGACUCGUAUAAUUUUAAAUGUAAAUAAAAUCAAAAUAAAUAUUUUAAAAUCGGGUGCUUACUGCUCGUUUCAAAGUAUGUAAAAUAAUUUUGGUUUUACUUAUUUUAAACGACCUAAGUUCAUGAAGGGAAUAUAACGAGUCUCAUUCUUGUAUAUUUACCAGAAAUUAUUCGUUUGGAACCUAGACACUAAGUUACACUAACUUCCGACAUGACACUAAUGCACCGUAUUGACGGAUUAUUUGUGGAAGUUGUUACAUCUUAUUAGGAAAAAUUUAGAACAUUAAUAUAAAUGAGAACUACGUACAGAAAACACGAUUUUUAAUAUUAAAAUCAACUACAAUCAAACUUUAUUUUUAAUCAACAGGAAAUCAAGCUUAAGUCAAAGCUUUUUACCAUGAAAUAAUUUACUAUGGGACAAUAACUAUUUUAAAUGAUUCAAUUAAUAUUUAAUUCUAAACGACCGUAUAUAUUUACAUAGAUAACAGUGUAUAUGUGAUAAUUCAAAAACCAACUAUAUGUGAUAAUAGAAUCUCAAAUUUAUACCAACAAAACAAUUUUUUACUAUGACGAAACUCUGCUUUUAGUUUUAUUCUUAAACCCGUGUGUCAGAACGGGGCUAUCGCGUUUUUAUUUGUCACUAGAGGCGCUGGUGUAGUGAGAUUUCCGAAAUGUCACAUCAAACGUAUUAUUCCAACGAAUAAUCACCAACUACUACCUUAUACUGUUUUGUUUCUCAUAUCAAGACUGUAUUGGAUAAUAAUGCAUUAUACAGCUCUAUGUUAUUAGAAAAUGAUUUAUAUUUAAACUCCGUUUUCACAAAUGUGGACAGUCAUGCUUAAAGACCUCACUCGCCGGUGGCGCCCACUGGUGAUAUAAAAACGGUAGCAGUGUCUGAUCCAGAAUAGAUGUAAUACGUUUUUAUUCAUUUAACUUCACUUUAGAUUUGAAUUAAGUUACGUGCUAUAGAAAAUGUUGAGACUGAAGAUAACUUUUUACAUAUUUUUACAACUUUUGCUAUAAACAUCCACAAAUAGUCUGUUUUUCACAGGAACAUCCAAUCCAGUCACAGUACAUUUUGGAUACACAAACAAGCGCAAUAUUUUUUCAAGUACGAAAUUUAUUUUUGUAUUUUGAACAGACUACUGAUUUUAUAAAUGAUGCUCAAUGCUGUGCUACAAGUGACCACAGAAUACUCGGAUCCUUUGAAGACGAUUGUUUCCUGUUGUAUUCCUUUCCAUCACAUGAUGACAUGUUAGAAGACAAUCGUUUAAUAAGGUCCUCGAUAUCAUUAUUUUGUAUAAAAUGAGUUUUGAUGUAGUAGAUUAGAACAAUACUCGGAACCUAACGUGCUUAAUGAUGUAGCGCUCUAAGUUGCUUACUGUAUCAUGUAUAAAUUUUUUAAAUUAAUUAUUGUGAAUGUCACUUUGUAUACCAGAUAUGUGUAUAUAUAGCAUUUUUUGAUCUAUCAAACAGUACUAGUAUAAAGUGAUCCUAAGCACAUCUCUUUAUAAGUCUUGAAAAUUUCUGGCUCCUAAAGAACACAUUUAGAAUUUACCGCAGUUUGCUGGAUGAUCGUCAUUAUUUUUUAUUUUUCUAAAUAUUUCACUCAUUUAAAAGAAUUUUAAAUUUGUAAGACAUUGAGAGUGGCAAUGGUAAGUACAUAAUGUAGUAUCCUUGGAAUAUAUGUAAAAAGAGUGAUGCAUACUAUUUAUUUCACAUUAGCACUAUUUUUUUUAUUGUAGAUAUGGACAUCACUAUUUCAAUAGUUUAACGUAUUGUGAUAUCCAUUUUUUAGUUAUUGUAAACAUUUGGCUGUAUAUUCUAUUUAUUCAAAUCCUACUAAACUGUUGUGCCAAUUUAAAAGUUUCUACGAUCAUUUUCUACUAGUAUUCAUGGCUGUUUGUCAUUUCAGAUACAAAAUUAAGACUGUAUAUGCAUUUAUUGCAGUUAAAUAUUUAUUUAUGAACCAUUCUCAUUUAUUUUAUAUUGCUAACAUUUUUUACACAUAAUAAAACAUCAUUAUAAGUA